GCUUUGCUGCCGGGCAACGCGGCACAACCAUGAGGGGCACAGAGGUUUCCGUGGGUGAACGCAGAGCAGCCGGGCUGAGGGGACUGUGAGUCUGUGGUCAAAGACUGGGCACAGGGGGGACAUCCAUGAGAGCCACGUGACUUUUGAAGAAUCAUCUAAAGACGGUUGAUGGAGCGUCAUGGUUUUUACAAGAGCCACUUUUCUGAAAGAGAGGGGAUGGCAGUUUCCGCAGUUGCUUUACAGGAUCAUAUAAUACACAGUCAUCAGCUCCAGGAUCUUUCAUUAACAGAUCCUUUCAAGUCAAGGUCAAGGAAUAUCAGAAACAUUUACAAACCUGUGAACAAAGAGAUGGCCAAAGCAGUAGUAGAUACUGGACUACGAAAAAAGAGCACUCGCCACAAAAAUAAAGAUGCAGAAAGGGAGUAUGUGCUUGAUCCCAAUCCUCCCCGUCUAACAUUAGCUCAGAAAUUAGGACUAGUUGAGCCCCCUUCCUUGCCACUAACUGCUGAAGAAUGGGCAAAAUUAAAGCAGAGAUCCGUACAGCAUGGGGAUUCCAUACAGCCUUGUGCAAUAUGCAGGGAAGAGUUUGCACUUCAGCCUCAGGUGCUGCUUUCAUGUUCCCAUGUAUUCCAUAAAGCACGCCUGAAAGCCUUUGAAAAAUUUACAGGUAAAAAGUCUUUUCCUAUGUGUAGGAAAAAGCAGUACCAGACCAGAGUAAUACAUGAUGGGGCCCGCUUGUAUAAAAUAAAGUGUGCUAUUAGAAUUCAAGCCUCCCGGAGGGGAUAUAUUGUUAGAAAAUAGUAUAAAAACUUGAGAAAAACUGUGCCUCCUAAAGACAGCAAACUAAGAAAACAGUUCUUUGAGGAAAAGGUAUAUCAGUUGAAUUCAACUCAUCUGUUGAGUUCUUAUGACAUAAACCUAGAUGAUUUUUUUUCCGAGAUAGAUUCCACUAUAGCUGCAAGUCGAGAUGUGUUUCAGCAGGUGGAAGGAAAAGAGAUAUUUAUAAGUGAAAAUGACUGGGAGAAGAUCCAGAUGCAGGCAUUGCAGCAGGAGAUAGUUGACUGUCCUAUCUGUAUCAUGCCACUCAGUUCGGCUUUUCAUCCUGCCAGUAUCCUUUCUGGUAACAGCAAUCAGUUUUCACGACAGGCUGUUCUGCUUUCUUGUUCACAUCUGUUUCAUCAUACCUGUCUUCAAGCAUUUGAAGAGUUUUCCUUGGGAGUACGGCAUAUUUGCCCUUUAUGUCGCUCAUAUUACCAAAAGAAGGUCCUCAAAUGUUGAUCCAUAUAGCUCAAUGAACUUUCUAGCAGAACAUAUGUGACAACACAUGUACUUCUAACUUUGGAGCCUUUUCAGAUCCAGAUCUUUCAAGAACAAACAGUUUUUAUAUGUACUAUGGUAUUCACUCUGUAUUUAGAGAAAUAAAAAUUAGAAGGGUGCUGUUACUUCACUUUUAUAUUCAGUUUCACCUUUUGUCUCAGCAUUUUUCUUCUCCCUCCCUCCGUCAGUCCCACCCUUCCCAAAGAUGAUGCACAGUUGAUUUCAGCAUUGUGUUCCUUCAGCAAAACACCACUGUUAGCCCUUACCUGUGUGUUUUUAUGCCUGAUGUUUUGCAGCACAGGUACUGUGUUCUGUUUCUGUGUGUUCUACAGAUCAGCUGCUUAAUAACUCAACUGAAAGGCAGCCAGAAAGCUGUCUAUAGGGGUUUCAGAGAUGGUUAUUGUUAAGAAUUUCUGGAGAAUGUGUGACACUCUAAAGGACUAGUAAUUGAUAAACCUAUCUUGAAACCAGGGAUGGGAAAAAGAAAUCCUGAGGAUCUGCACAGUUUCACUUUGUUUCCUAAAAAAUACUGGUAACGUGCUACUUAAAAAGAACUAGUAUGUGACAUGGGCUUUGCCAAGAAAAAAAAAAUAUCAAGCCAAUUUAGUUCAUUUGUGCAACAGGAUACAGCCCCACAGAUGUAGCAGAACCCAUGAAGUGUCACACUUUAAGACUUCAGAAACUCUCCUACAUGAUACUUUAAUGAGCAGGCUUCGGAAUACCAGUAUCAGAAGAAAUAAAGUUGGUCUACAAGUGCAAUACAAUUCAAAGUCCAAGAGCAAAUAUACACUUAAAUAGGAAUAACCCUGUGUAUAGUAUCAAAGAAUGCUUGGGGUUGAGAAGGGACCUUAAGGACCAC
Messenger RNA from Cygnus olor (mute swan), 2176 nucleotides. It is a transcript of the gene RNF32, whose product is annotated as ring finger protein 32. Gene Ontology annotation, molecular function: protein binding. NCBI's taxonomy places the organism in Eukaryota, Metazoa, Chordata, Aves, Anseriformes, Anatidae. The record is from RefSeq and is a predicted model, not a curated record.